Molecule: messenger RNA, 1539 nt
Organism: Botrytis cinerea B05.10
Lineage: Eukaryota; Fungi; Ascomycota; Leotiomycetes; Helotiales; Sclerotiniaceae
Exons: 1
Coding region: 158-1198 (346 amino acids)
Biological process (GO): mRNA splicing, via spliceosome
Cellular component (GO): U2-type spliceosomal complex; post-mRNA release spliceosomal complex
Source: RefSeq, a predicted model, not a curated record
GAAAAUCAACCGUAUGUUAAAUGCCCAACUUUAAGAAAGGACCAGCAAAAAUCAUUUUCGAGUCAACAAAAGUAUAUGCAAACUGAGAGGCGAUCUCAUCUUUCCAUUACUCACACAGGCUCAAUCAUCACGGAGCUCGCUUCCAACCAAACAAAAAAUGCAAGGCUUCAACAUGGGACGUUAUGUCCCUCCUGAUCAGGAGGGACUGAUGAGUGGAAACCAGUUGCAUGGAAAGCAUGCUUUAGGAGCUCGAGCAAAUAAGAUUUCUCAGGGUAUUCUGACGGUACGAUUCGAGAUGCCAUAUCCUAUCUGGUGCACGCAUUGCCCAAAGCCCACCAUAAUAGGACAAGGAGUACGAUUCAAUGCCGAGAAGAAGAAAGUCGGCAACUAUUUCUCGACGCCAAUCUAUAGUUUUCGCAUAAAACACAUUACUUGCGGCGGUUCGAUUGAGAUACGUACGGAUCCAAAGAAUACAGCUUAUGUGAUCACUGAAGGCGCGAGGAAACGAGAUACAGGCGAAGAUAAAGUCAUGGAAGGGGAUACCAAAAUCUUGUCCGAAGAGGAGAGAGAGAAUCUAAGAAACAAUGCAUUUGCAUCUUUAGAGGGAAAGGUAGAGGAGAAAGAAAGGCUAGUAGGUAGUAAGAAACGACUGGAAGAGCUGCAAGAUCUUUCUGAACAAUGGGAAGAUCCACAUGAAGCGAAUAGAAAACUAAGAAGAGCUUUCCGAGAGGGGAGAAAGGCGCGAGAAAAAGAAGCUGGCGUAGCAUCUGCACUACAAGAUAAAAUGAGUUUAGGCCUUGACUUGUUGCCAGAGCACGAGGAAGAUGUAAAGAGGGCGGGCUUCAUUGAAUUUGGAGGUAAAGAUUCUCAAAUCAAUAUCGAUAAGACAAUUUCGAAGCCUCUUUUUGAAACCGACAGCCAACCGUCUACAGCAGACAAGAAGGUCUCAAACGUCUCGCGAAUAAAGCAAGCUAAGGCAUUGGCUACAAAACAACGUAACGAUGCCGUGGCUGAGAUCAGAGGCAAUACAAGAGCUGCUAUGGAUCCGUUCCUUGUCAACAAGCAAUCAAAUGGCGCCAAGAGCACAACCAAAGCCUUGCUAGCUGGUAUCAAGAGGAAGAGGUCUACCUCUGUUCCUGAAGACGCUUCGUCCAUACCAAAGGUAGCUGGUUUGGUCGAUUAUGAUUCCGAUGAUUGAUUAAUAUGGAUGGCAUCUAGGUGGAGUUCUGGCGUUGUGGUCACGGGAUUUUUUUCGAUACCCUUUCGCUAUUUUGCCAUGCAAUGUUUACGGGCAAUGGAAAGUACGGAGAAUGAAGAGAAUAUUCCCAGUAGGCCUGAAAUGCUUAACAGGCACCGCAUUUUCAUUGUUUAUGAGGCUGCCAAACAUUUGUCUGUCAGCCUAGCCAGUUCUGUCCUCAGCAUAUGGUGGAGUCCUGCAUGAAGCUUAUACAUCAACAGUAAGUUGGUCUCGUCUAGACCUGCAAGAUGCCUUAGCACAGCCUUUUUCUCAAUUAUCUCGGAGCGGAACCGCUUGACGCA